UGGAUCGGCUCUGAGGGGUGAGGGAUGGACAACGAGCAGCCGCCCGAGUCCUCGGUCCCCGAUGGGGUGACACUGGGCUUCGUCACUCAGCUGAUGAUCUUCGCCCUGUCGGUGCUGACGGUCCUGGCCUGGUUCGUUCAGAUGACCCGGAGGUCUCCAUUACCCCCAUCGGCCGGUGCCCGGUCACUUCUCACAUCACUGUGCCGGUUCCCUUCCACCGGAGACAACUGGAGCACAGCCUGGGCACAGGCCCUGAAUGUGGAGUCCCAGAGAAGCCAGAGUUCCCUAAAGAUGCAAUUUGAAGAGAAUUUCUCCAUUCAGCGAAAUGUGCAAAUCAGCGAUGUUACUUGUACAAAGCAUUGUGACAACUGCAUGGUGUUCCAUUGCAAUAUUUCAGCAGACGCUGUCAAAUUUCCAGUCUUCGUUACCCAAGAGUCUCUUGCUGCUGUAACCUGUGAGACUUACCAGGUAUCCUUAACUAUAGAACAGGCACAGGUAGAAGUUAAACUACAGGAACUGGUACAGGAAGGGCUGCUCGUGUCCUGGAGUUUCAAGGACCGACCCAAGAUAUUGCUUGACAUUAAGCCUAGUCGUUCACAUCAGAGCACUGAGAGGAGUGCAGAUCUUUGCAUAUUACAAGAUCUAAUGCAGAAUGCUUUGUUCUCAGCGGAACCUGCCAUGAUAUUUACCUUAAAUGCUAAUAACGGUGAUAUGGGUAUUUGUGACAAGCUACUGAUGGAAUCCUCCUCAAAAGCAGAGCCUUUCAGACUAAUUGUUCAACAGCUGCGUCUACACAAUGUAAUGCUGCUAGAUGCAGAUGUUCAGUUGAUGUGUGAAGCUGAGCUGGACAAUCCCUUCCAAAGGAAACAGACCCGAGCUGUCAGAUUGCAGAACAAAGGGGAGGUCUGCAGUGUCUCCUGGAGUGAGGAAAUGACAUUUGACCUGACACUUCAGAGUAAGAGCCUUUCUUUGAAGAUAUGGCAGUUGUCUCAGAGUACAGACAAUGUCCUUUUGGGGUACACCUUGGUGGCUCUGUGUUCACCGAGUAGAGAAAUGAGUCGAAGGCGUGUAUACCCUCUGACUCCAAGUCCAGUGUUGCCUAAAACCACAAUGCAAGCCAUCUCUGUGGAGGCUAAUCUUAUUUAUGCUGCUCUGGCACCAACUGAAAGACUGAGCAUCACACCUACUAAGAAAGUGGAGAUGGAUCGCACUGUGAUGCCAGAUGGUACCCUAAUAACCACUGUAACUACUAUUCAGUCCAGACCCAAGUUUGAUGGGAAGAUGGAUUCUGCUGUCAGGUCUCCAACAAAAGUAGAAGUAUCGGAGAACAAACCAGUCGUGUUGCCUCACGCCUGCUCUUCUGGCUCCUUUCCAAGUGGAAGCGAUAGCUUCAUGUACUUACUGGAGGGAUCUCCUGUCAAAUUGGAUUCUGUGGCAGAAACGGCAAUUAGGCAACUGACUGAGCCAACAAACAAGCCAUCCAAGAAGACUCCCACCAAACGUAGCACUUUAAUCAUUUCAGGAGUGUCAAAGGUUCCUGUUGGAGAAGAUGAGAUGGCUCUAUCACUGGGAUAUGCAGCUUCUAUGGACGCCUCAUUACAGAGUCCUUCUAACAUUAUUCAAGAUUCAUUAGUUGAAGCUUCUGCAGAUUUUCUUUCUGAGGUGACACUUUCUUUGGGCCGGGAUACCUGUGACACCACAAAAUCAGAUAUUUCUGGCUGGCCAUCACUGGAUGAUGUAGAUUCUGAAACGGGAUCGAUUCGGGCCUUGGAGACUCGGAGCCUUAAAGAUCACAAAGUUGGAUUUCUCCGCAGUGGCACUAAGCUUCCCUUCAGUCGGCAUCGUCAGAAUGCAGGUCUGAGCCAGUCACAUGACGACUUGUCUGAUGCCUCUGCUAACUCUCAUAAGAAGAUUGGCAGUCUUCCAAGGCGUCUCUUAAAGCACUUUUCUCUAAAGACAAAAUCUAAGCCCAGUGUUAAUGGGAGUGCUCAGGGUGGAGAUAAGUGAUGGAAUAGAUGUUGCAUUUUAGAACACUUCUACCUCUGUCCCAGUACUGCAUGUCCCAGCAUAGCUGCCAAGCUGUGAUUUAUGUUUUCCCAUUCAGCCCAUAUGUAUGAGCCAUUAUAAAUGCAUACUGCUUAUGUUAAACUGCAGUUUUGUUGAGAAGAAAAGAUAUCCACUUCU
Molecule: messenger RNA, 2184 nt
Organism: Nanorana parkeri
Lineage: Eukaryota; Metazoa; Chordata; Amphibia; Anura; Dicroglossidae
Gene: C2CD2L
Product: C2CD2 like
Exons: 14
Coding region: 25-2007 (660 amino acids)
Biological process (GO): positive regulation of insulin secretion involved in cellular response to glucose stimulus
Cellular component (GO): cytoplasmic side of apical plasma membrane
Molecular function (GO): phosphatidylinositol binding; phosphatidylinositol transfer activity
Source: RefSeq, a predicted model, not a curated record